AUGCGGCCAAUCACUUGUGCUUUUGAUCCUGUUGGGAUCUCGUUUGCCUCAGAAGGUAAACAGGAGAGCUUUGAAUUUCUACGCGAGGCGGUUUCGCGUCCCGUAUCCGGCCUCGAGAACUGCAAUGUCAUCGAACCGCUUUCUGUAGGGGUACCAUGGCCAACAUCCUUCCCUGCUGCAGCCCAGUGCAAAUACUGGAGAGAGGCAGAGCAUGCAGCAGCGGAGAUGAUGGAUGAGAUCGUUGCCGCAACGCCGGAGCAACAGGGGUCCUUGCCAUCAGAGAUGGCUAACGCAAAUAAGAAAGCGGCGAAGAGGAAAGAACUUCUCGACACAUCUGCUGCUGCUCCAAUGAACAUGUUCCCGGCGGCGAAUGGCCCACGGGCAAGGAUAAUGGCUAAGGCAAACUUGCUUAUUUUUAUGCACGAUGAUGUCAUUGAAUCCGAGACGGUUGAGAUCCCGACUAUAAUUGAUUCCGCAUUUGCUGAUACUAUUGCUCCAAAUGGAACAAGUACGGAUAUAUUGUGGAAAAAUAAAAUCUUCAAGGAGUUCUCAGACGAGUGCGUUAAAGAAGAUCCGAUUGUGGGACCAGUGUUCGUGCAGGGUAUAUUGCUAUGGGUAGAUCAUACUCGCAAGCGACUGCCAGGUUCCAUGACCUUCAAGUCGCUCGAAGAGUAUAUUGAAUAUCGUAUCGGCGACUUCGCCGUUGAAUUCUGUGAUGCAGCUCUGAUGUUAACAUGCGAGAUCUUCCUGACCCCGGCAGACAUGGAACCUCUCGAUACUCUGCAUCGACUCUACAUGACUCACUUCUCAUUAACAAACGACUUAUACUCGUAUAAUAAGGAGCUCUAUGCUUUCAACGAGAGCGGAGCUGCGCUCCUAAAUUGUGUCCGAAUCAUAGAAUUGCUCCUUAACACCACGCCUAGAUCGGCGAAGGUCAUUCUUCGGGCUUAUCUGUGGGAUCUCGAACUCCAGAUCAAUGACGAGCUCACUCGACUCCUGAAGACCGAUCUCACGCCUAGCCAAAAGCGCUUCGCGCGUGGUAUGGUAGAAGUGUGUGCAGGAAAUAUAUUUUACUCUGCAACUUGUUUGCGAUACGCCAAGCCAGGUUUACGAGGUGUUUAA
Molecule: messenger RNA, 1122 nt
Organism: Annulohypoxylon maeteangense
Lineage: Eukaryota; Fungi; Ascomycota; Sordariomycetes; Xylariales; Hypoxylaceae
Product: terpenoid synthase
Exons: 4
Coding region: 1-1122 (373 amino acids)
Source: RefSeq, a predicted model, not a curated record